Wasmannia auropunctata (little fire ant) is the source of this 1429-nucleotide messenger RNA. RefSeq names its product PQ-loop repeat-containing protein 1. Gene Ontology annotation, cellular component: trans-Golgi network; endosome. The record is from RefSeq and is a predicted model, not a curated record. The transcript has 5 exons. NCBI's taxonomy places the organism in Eukaryota, Metazoa, Arthropoda, Insecta, Hymenoptera, Formicidae. The coding region runs from base 253 to 1008 and encodes 251 amino acids. Gene Ontology annotation, biological process: phospholipid translocation; retrograde transport, endosome to Golgi.
GCGUGGAACGUCGUGUCACUCGUGUCGAGGGAUGACAAUCGGAAAGAUGCAGUGACAAUUAUACGUCCCGACGUGUAUCGCGAGGAGAUUCGGCCUAUCGACGUCCGGCCGGCGGUCGGGUAUGGAUACGCGCUCGUGUGUCACGUAUCGGCGACGUGACGAACGGCCGGCUCGUCUAACCUGAAAACGUAAAUUUGCACAUGCGAUAGAUCGACAGCGGGGCGCGCGGUAUGCUAGAAACGCAGGCCCAGGAUGGACGACACGUACGAGCUGAACCUGAGGAAUCUGGCCGGCUGGGUCGCGUCCGGGGCGAUGAUCUUCGGCGCGGUUGUGCCCUACGUACCCCAGUACAAGGAGAUCAAGAGGAAGGAGGACGCCGAAGGGUUCUCCCUCUACGUCUGCCUCACCCUCCUGAUCGCCAACACGCUCCGUAUACUGUUCUGGUUUGGCAAACACUAUGAGCUUCCUCUUUUAUUACAAAGUAUACUUAUGAUCAUGGCGAUGUUCGUUAUGAUUAAGCUUUGCAUUAAUGUACAAAACAGAACGCAGAUAAUCAAAACGAAAGAGCGUGUACUUACAGAAUUUUUAUAUUUUGCAGAUUUGGAUGCUAGAUUCUUUUGGAAGUGGACAGACUUCAAGUCCUAUUUGGGUUUCAUGAUUCUGUUCGCCAGCGCAGGUGGUGUGAUAACAUAUUUAUUUCUAGACGUACCGGUUUUUAUUGAAAUUGUUGGAUUCUUAGCGGUAUUGAUAGAAGCUAUGCUAGGAGUCCCGCAAUUCCUCCGCAAUUCGACGAACAAGUCGACUGUAGGAAUGAGCAUAGCCAUGGUGCUGAUGUGGACCGUGGGCGACGUAUUCAAAACGUGCUACUUCGUUUUGAGGGAUACCCCAGUGCAGUUUCAGGUGUGCGGUGCCGUGCAAGUCACGAUCGACAUUGCCAUUUUAGCCCAAGUGUACCUCUACAAGACUAAUAAUAAUGUACAUACAAGAGCCCCAACGAGAUCGGAUUGAAGAAUCAUUUCUGGCGUGCCCAACUGAGAUAUCCACCGAAAGCAAAACUUCCCGAACAACUAUAUUUCGCCUAGGUCUAAAUAUACAGAUUUUUAACGUUUUAAUGGUGAUUUUUUUAAUGGUGAUCAAAUGGAAUAAGAAAGAAGCUAUAUUUUUAUACUGAUCAUUGCAUCGCAAAAGGACACGUUUGUAUGUAUUUAGGUUUCCUAAUAUUUACCAAACAAAGUGCAGUUAGUAUUUUGAUAUACGAAUGAACGAUUUUAGCGUCUAUCCAUAUUUAAUAUAUAAAAAUGCAAUAUAUGUGUUAUUCUUUUAUAAAAUUCAUAUCACAUUCAUUACAUUAUUCGACGCGCAAUCUAUGCCAAAUGUAAUCAUUUGUUCCUCAUUUUACGUUUAAAUAUAAUAUUUAUAUCUUAUUGAA